Pseudo-nitzschia multistriata is the source of this 1277-nucleotide messenger RNA. The record is from the annotation of a GenBank genome assembly. NCBI's taxonomy places the organism in Eukaryota, Bacillariophyta, Bacillariophyceae, Bacillariales, Bacillariaceae.
UGCGUUCGUACUGGUACGUACGAAGAAAGUUUCACAACAAAACUUCGAAAGUGCAAAACACCAUCCCUAAUACACUUCAGGUAGGUGCGCACAUACUGUACCGUUAUUGCCAUCACAAGUUUUUUGAUACAGCCUGAAACAUCUUGUUCGUGUUCGACUGAAUAAGCUGGUUGAAACAGAAACCUCUUUGUCAUUCGGGUGGUCGGCUCCAUCGCAGAUAGAACUCGGUGGCGAUCAACGGCAACUGCUCACUGGAGGUUCGCAGCAAGGCAGAGACUCUAUAGGGAUCAUUCGGAUGGCAGUUUCGCUUCCGCGUUCACGUUUGAUCGUUUUUUUCUUGAAUAUUUGCAACGCUGUGGCUUUUUCCAGGAAAAUGGGAAAUCCUAAGAGUCCAAACAGCAUCAGCAUCGGCGGCAACGAGGGACCGAAAUGGUGCGAAGCCAGCCAGAUUUACAUCGGUGGGGUUCCCGAGAACGAAGAAGUCCAGAAGCUGAUCGAAGAGAGUAACGGUUCCGUGAAAAUAUUCGGAUACGGCAGUCUUUGUUGGAACCCGGGAGCCGACGGAGGCUUGUCGAAGGCCUCCCAGACGCUCGGGCGGGUUAAGGGGUACAAGCGUGUCUGGUCCCAGCGUUCUACCGACCACCGCGGGACGGUUCAAUUCCCCGGCAUUGUAUGCACAUUGCUAACGAAAGACGAAUACCAUUCGGUGGUAGAAUCUGUGGCAAAAGGUUCCGGAUCUGACGAAGGCGCCCUUUCCCCGAUCGAUGGCACCCAUGACAACGAAACAAAGGAUUACGCUGAAAGCAUGGUGACAGAGGGGUUGAUAUUCAGCGUUCCUCCAGAGCUUGUCCAGGAAACCCUGGCAGAACUGGACUUUCGAGAGAAGGGUGGAUACGCAAGGGACGUCUGCGAAGUGGUAGAAGAGGGGAGCGACAAAACGUACAGGGCGUUGUUGUAUCGCGGGACACCAGACAAUCCCGCGUUUUCAUCUCGAUGCCUCGUCGACCUUCCGUUUUCGGCAGCAAUCAUGUCUGCCUCCGUCGGCCCGAGUGGGUGAGUCUAGUCAAAUUUGCUCGCGAAUGUCAUCGCCGGAGCGGCUAAACUUGUCCUUCAUUGGUUUUUACUAUCAACACGUACUGCAUUCUAACGCAAUGAAAAUCUGCUUGUUUUUGUCUUGGGUAAAAUGCACCAUUUUUAUUUUUUUGUGCGAAGCCCCAAUGAUAUCUACUUGAACAAUUUGGACGGAUUCCUGGAUAGAAUAAAAAACUCUGCUGCCC